Molecule: messenger RNA, 2193 nt
Organism: Chlamydomonas reinhardtii
Lineage: Eukaryota; Viridiplantae; Chlorophyta; Chlorophyceae; Chlamydomonadales; Chlamydomonadaceae
Exons: 5
Coding region: 36-1982 (648 amino acids)
Molecular function (GO): hydrolase activity
Source: RefSeq, a predicted model, not a curated record
GCGCACCAGCGACUUUCACCCAAUUGUUUCACACAAUGCGCGCUAGUGUGUGCAGCCCGCACCUGCAGGAGCUCGGCCUCAAGAUCCAGGAGCUGGUGCCCGGAGUGGAGGUGCUCGUCAUCGGCCCUGAAGCCACCCCCUCCGGCACGAACCCCAGCUCCAACCCCAGCCCCAGCCCCUCCAGCCCCAUCACCACAGCCUCCAGCAGCGGCCUCCUCCAUUUUGACGCCGAACUGCCUCUGCGCCACCACGCCGGCGCGCAGCUGCCGCUCACCUUCUCGCUGGGUGGCGGCGCCAGCGCGGCGGACUGCGUGCUGGCGGCAGCCGACCCCAGCGCCGGCCUGGCGGCGGGGCUGGGGUUGAGCCCCGUGCUGCUGGUCAGCGGCGUGCACCGCGGCCCCGCGCUGGGAGCGGAUUUGGCCGGCGGCUCGCACCCGGCCCUCGCGCUCGCCCGCCACGCCUCGCUGCUGGGCUUGCCCUCCAUCGCCGCCUGCCUCGCCACCCCCACCCCUAGCGCACCCCUGCAACCCGCCGUCGACGCCACAGCAGCCCUGGUCGCCGCCGCGGUCUCGUGCCUGCGCCGCAGCGGCGGCUGGCCGCGCGCGCGCAACAUGCCGCGCUCGCACUUCCCCUUCCCCACGCGCGGGCGCUGGAGCCUGGGGCGAGAGGUGCCCAUGCCCAGGGCGGUGCGGGACGCGGCGGCGGCCGAGGCGGCGGCGGGCGGCGGCGUGGGUGCGUUUGCGGCGGCUGACUGCUGGGCACUGGGCGAGGACAGCGGGUUUUGGGCUGGAGGCAGCGGAAGAGGCGGGGGGUCCGGCAGGGGUCAGGGCUUGCGUGAUACGCAGUCGGAAGGGAGGCAGGCCGGGGCGGCAGGGGAGGCGGCAGUGGAGGCGGCGGUGGAGGCGGCGGUGGGCGCUGAGGCAAGGCAGCUGCUCCGCGACGCUUUCGCGGAGGGCGAUGUGCUGCUGGUGCUGAACACGCCGCCCACCUGGCCGGCUGUAGCGGCGGCAGCGGGCAGCAAUGGCAGUAGCAGGGGCGGCGGCGGCAGUAGCAAGGCAUUCGCGUCGGCGCGGCCGGGCGUGCUGUGGCCCUGCUACCAGGUAGAGCCGCGCGGUGUGUCAGCCCCGGUGUCGUACCCCUCCACAACGAGGCCUGGAGGCGCUGACGGCCGCGGCAGCAGCAGGGGCGGGAGCAUUAGCCGUGCAAGCAGCAGCGACGGCAACGGCGACGGCGACACUGCAUCGGUGUCGUGGCGCGUGCAGGAGGACGACCUGUACGGCAGGAGCCUGCCGCGUGCCGACUUCGCCACCAGGCACGACCGGGCGGGCGCCUUCGUCGGACAGGACAACACGGCAGCGCUGGUGUCAUCAACGUCGCCGGUGCCGUCGUCGAGAUCGGGUUGGAGGUCAGGGCAGGCUGUGGUCGAGGGCACGGCGGCGGCAGGCGCAGGGCGCAGCAGCGGCAGCGGCGGCGGCGGCGGCGGCAGCAGCUACAGCCGGAGCAACUGGCGGCAGGCACUAGAGGAGGACAGCAGCGACGGCAGAAGCAGUAGCAACAGCGGCGGCGGUGCACCGUAUCGUCACGACCGUGGGGCUGCUGGGGCGACCGCGCAUGGGGCACCCCAGCCGCACGCAUCCACGCCGCAUGAGCCGGGCAUCCACGGCCGCCCGGCCGCUCGCAAUCGCGGUGGCUUGCCUGACGCGUCGCUUGCAGCUGUUCAGGCCACGCCUCUUCCGGUGUCCCUGCCAUCGCUGCCGGCGUCUUUCGUGCUGCGUCGCGGCACCACACUCACUGACAGCGCGCUCGCCGGUGACGUUGAGGCGGUGAUGGCGCGGCGCGCGGCGGUGGUUGCGCUGCCAGCUUGGCCGUACGGGCAUCCCUUCAGCCCUUCAGACCGGCUUGGGGCGGCGGCGCUGGCCGAGGGCCGGGAAGGGUUGCCGCUGUGGCUGGUGGAGGGCGAGGGCGAGGACGGGGGCGUGUAGGCAACCUGUCGCUACCCCCUGAUAUACCUUUUGGGGGGCAGGUGUGGGGGCCGGAUAAUUGUGUGUUGCGUGAGUGCGAGGUCGGGUGCGGUGCGUCCAUGCAGCCGGAUGGUGCGCAUCUGGCACGGUGGCACCAGGCCAGCGGCGUUUGCGUCCGCGUCACGCACAUGUGCACAACUUCUCGCUGUCACAACUUGGAUAGCAUCGGACU